CCCACUCGCAAACGUACACGCGCGAAAAAAACACCGGUGAAAAAAAGAAAAAAAUAUCUGUAAUUUUUGAUUUAAUCGUGUAUAGUGUAGAAAAAUACAGAAUAAAAAAUAAUUAUAAAAAAAAUUUGCCCGAUUCCCUGAGAAUUAUCGUGUAAAGUGAAAAAUUGGGAAAUCUAGAUUCAAAAUUUUGUGGAUGUUGAGUGUUAGUGCAGUGAAUUAAAAAAAAAUGGCAAAAACAACGAUUUCGCGACAUUGCAUACAUUUCCACCGUCACAUCUCAACGUCACGUCCGCGUCGUACGUCGACGUCGCCGCAACGCCGCAACGUGGCGGCGCCGGCGGUGAUCACGUCACGUCGCUUCACCGACAUCCCGGGUCCCCUAACGCUGCCGAUGCUGCGUCACCAUGACCAUAUACUGCCGAGGAUUGGGUGCUACCACCACAGCGUCGGCCUGGGCCUGCUGGAGGGUCUGCGGCGGCGCUACGGCGACCUGGUGCGCCUCGCCCGGGGCAAAGCCCGACCCGUGCUGUACGUGUGCUCCGCUGAUCUGAUGCAGGAGGUAUACGACAGCAAAGUGACAGAGUCGCCGCGCUGGCUCAACUCCCCGCUCGACCGGCAGAGGGAGACAGUAGCUGGCUGUCCUGUACACAACUACGAGAGCAAGUCUAUAUGGCAGGGCGUUAGAAUGCUGCUACAUGACGAAGAGCUGCUUAAGAGUUAUGAAAAAGCAUUCGAUGAGAUCGCUGGCGAUUUCACUAGAAGGCUAGGAGAUCUCCGUCACGCCGAUAACGCUCUCAACGAGGAGCUGAGCACGGAGGUUCACCGCUGGGCGCUGGAGACGAUCGGUUUGAUGCUGUACGGCAUCCGCCUAGGCUGCUUGGACGGUCCAGUCCAUGAACCCACUGAGGAUAACAGAGCCCCCGAGAGAACUUUAGACGACCACAGCCCCGACCUGUGCUCCCUGUCCAAGCGACAGCUGGACGAGCUGACUCCAGCAGAGAAGCUCAUCCGCUGCUCCCUGGAGAUAACCGACCACAACUACCUGCUCCGCAGCGAGCAUACCUUGAGGAGGGAGUCGGAUCACUUUGAGAGGGCGCUGAAGGCUUUUGAUGCGCAUUACAGUCUCACAGAACUUUUCCUGACUCAAGCGCUGAGCUCACCGCGCAGACCGGAGCAGGCAUUACUGCAGAAGUUGGAACCGCUGGGUCCUCGCCUGCUGCCGCUGGUGUCCGAUGUCUUCCUGGCUGGGGUGGAUCCGCUCACUCACACCGCCAUGAGCAUGUUCUACCACCUCUCUCUCCACGCGGCGAAACAACAGAAGGCUCACGACGAAGUACUCUGGUCGAAGGAAUCGAAAGCGGCAGGCAUAGACUCCCCAGAGAUGAAGUACAUACAGGCCUGUACGAGGGAGGUCAUGAGGCUACAUCCCGUCACUGGAGGUGUCGUUAGAAGGAGCACAAGAGAGCUAACUGUAGGAGGAUACGAGGUUCCCGCAGGGGUGGACAUAGUCUUGGCGCACGGUGUGGCUAGCAUAGCGGACGACCAGUGGCGGCGGCCUAAGUCCUUCAUCCCUGAGCGCUGGUGCGUCGAGGGUUGGGAGCCUCUAAGGGCUACUGGAGCCCAUCCCAUCGCCUCCCUGCCCUUCGGCCAGACGUGCCCAGCGGCUGGCAUCAUCGGCGCCAUGCUGGCAUCACUGGCAACGAGAGUUCUGGACAAAUAUCGACUGGAAUGGCACGGGCCGGCACCGAAUAUCAUGACAACAGCUGUUAAUAAGCUCCAGAAACCGUAUUAUUUUGUGCUGCAAAAUGCUUCUUAAGCAUAGCGUCUGCAAUCUGGAUAUCAAGCAUGAAGCAUACUAUGUUAUGUAUUAGCAUUAUGUAAAUGUUACGCAGUAGAGUAACUUCGUGGCUUUAAAAUGAAACGCUUAACACGGAGCAAACACCGCGAUACAUUGUGGCCUUAAUGAUAUCUGAAAUUAUUUGUGAUAUGACUUAUGAGUGUAGCGAUCUCAGUUUAAAGUUAGUGUAUAAGCAGUGCUUAUUAUGUAAGUACUUGGUACUGCUAUUGUUACUAAAGCGUAGGUAAGUAUGAUAAACGAUAAAGACCAAUAUUAUGUAGACCGUAUGACUUUAUGUGAUAUUAUACUAGAUUUAAUAUUUUA
Messenger RNA from Aricia agestis (brown argus), 2161 nucleotides. RefSeq names its product probable cytochrome P450 49a1. The transcript has 11 exons. The coding region runs from base 227 to 1816 and encodes 529 amino acids. Gene Ontology annotation, molecular function: heme binding; oxidoreductase activity, acting on paired donors, with incorporation or reduction of molecular oxygen; iron ion binding. NCBI's taxonomy places the organism in Eukaryota, Metazoa, Arthropoda, Insecta, Lepidoptera, Lycaenidae. The record is from RefSeq and is a predicted model, not a curated record.